Messenger RNA from Antechinus flavipes (yellow-footed antechinus), 11040 nucleotides. It is a transcript of the gene SLCO5A1, whose product is annotated as solute carrier organic anion transporter family member 5A1. Bases 945 to 3590 code for a protein of 881 amino acids. The transcript has 12 exons. The record is from RefSeq and is a predicted model, not a curated record. Gene Ontology annotation, biological process: transmembrane transport; sodium-independent organic anion transport. Gene Ontology annotation, cellular component: membrane. Gene Ontology annotation, molecular function: protein binding. Lineage: Eukaryota; Metazoa; Chordata; Mammalia; Dasyuromorphia; Dasyuridae.
GUCAAAGGUCACGGCAUGAUAGAGACUAUCCAGGAGGGCAAAGGGGCCAGUUGAAAGCUAUUCAAGCCCAAUCAGCUCUAAAUCCGCGGGCAUUUAAUUGGCCUUGUAAUUUCAGAUCGAUCCCGAAUUUAACACACUUUCCUCAAAGUCAGAUACCUUCAGCUGCUCCAUCCCAGUCGCCCAGAUCUGCUCUGACACCCCCAUUCACCCUAAAGGGGGAAAGAAAGAAAAGAGAUUGUGCAACAUGCAGAGCAGGGGAGAUACAUGCAGAGCAAUAGGAAAACACUGGAUAACACUUUUUUUCUGAAAGCAUCCUAUGUGGAAAACGAAGUCGAGAAAAUUUAAGUGACUUAUCCAAAGUAAACAAGAAAGAUAACCUGAUCUAGAAGGUUGGAAGUUUUUCCCCUCGGGGUUUUGGAAGCCAAGGCAGUGAGGACGAGCUCCCCUUCUACCGCUUCGCAGGAAAGGAAGGCGGACGAGGGAUGCAAACUACCGGAGAGAGUCUUGUUCACCCUCAGCCAAGCCACGGGUCCAUCCAGUACCCCAGCACUGUCCUAGCACUUUGCACCUCUGCAUAACCGGCACUGGGGGCCGGAGGGAUCCUGCUGGUUACGUUUUGAGAGUGAGAAAGGGAGGGGAUGCACCCGGGGCAGGCAAGGCGCCCCCUGCGAGCUUCUGACAAGAGGUGGUAUUCAGUCAGGGCUCAUUGGAGGACAGCUGGGGGCAUGCGGCCUGGAGCCUGCCGGGCUCCCUCUGAACCCGGGAUGCAUUUGGCUUCUGUCUGCUAGUUACUAUGACCUGCCCCGCUGCGCAGGGUCCCCAGUCCCGGUCCCACAGCGCUCCCGCAUGGGCCCGGCUUUGGCGCCUUGUGCAGGGUGGCUGAAGAGCUUCAGCGGGGUCCUUGUGUGGGGUCAGUCACUAACUUAAUCUGAAUUAGACUUGCCAUGGCUGCGCCCGAGGGCGAGGGCGCGGGGGCAAUGAAGCUUCAGGUGGGAGAGCAGAAGGAGGGAACAGCAGCCUUCGAUGCCCUGGAAGAGGGCAAAUAUGAGACCCGUAGGUCCAAGAGCUUGCCAGUUCUGAACUUCCUUGGCAGGCGGGACCCUAGCCUCCGGAGGGCAGAUAAAAGGCAUAGCUCUUUAAGGAGGCCCAAAUCGGGCUUUUACGGUUUCUCAGGGGGCACUGAGGUGAGGCGAUGCAUAGACCCGCUUCCGAUUCAGCUGGGGACCAGCUGCUCAGCCUCUUCCCGAACUGUAUUUUCCCGCAACCCUUCCAUUUCUUCUGGGAUGGUGGGGACUUUAGACUGCAACCACGUGGUCUCCCUCGGCAAAAGCUUGUCAGUUUCCUCCACCCAAGGCCUGUCGGUUUCCUCCACCCUGGCAACCCUGCAAGAUAGAAGAUGCCUCCACGUGGUUUUGACGGAUUCUCGUUGCUUUUUGGUUUGCAUGUGCUUCCUGACCUUUAUCCAGUCAUUGAUGGUUUCAGGGUACCUCAGCAGUGUCAUCACCACCAUCGAGAGGCGCUACAGCUUGAAAAGUUCAGAGUCCGGGCUGCUGGUCAGCUGUUUUGACAUUGGGAGCCUUGUUGUAGUUGUUUUCAUCAGUUACUUUGGAGGCCGGGGCAGGCGGCCUCUGUGGCUCGCAGUGGGUGGACUCUUCAUUGCAGUGGGGGCUGCCCUGUUUUCUUUACCUCAUUUCAUCUCUCCACCGUACCAGAUUCAAGAAAUGAACUCCUCAGUUUCCAACGAGGGUUUGUGUUUGAAUAGCAACAGCAGUGCCAGAGAUCUUUUGGAGUCAUCUGCCUGUUGGAAGGACGCUGGUGGUAACGAUCACUCGCUUUAUGUAGCUUUAUUCAUUGGUGCACAGAUUCUCAUUGGUAUGGGCUCCACUCCUAUUUAUACCUUGGGACCAACCUACUUAGAUGACAAUGUCAAGAAAGAAAAUGCAUCAUUGUACCUAGCCAUCAUGUAUGUCAUGGGAGCACUUGGUCCUGCAGCAGGAUAUUUAUUAGGUGGAGUUCUUAUUGGUUUUUAUGUUGAUCCCAGAAUGCCCGUUCAUCUUGACCAGAAUGACCCUCGUUUCAUUGGAAACUGGUGGAGCGGAUUCCUCCUUUGUGCCAUUGCAAUGCUUCUUGUGAUAUUCCCAAUGUUUACUUUCCCAAAGAAGCUUCCACCUCGACAUAAGAAAAAGAAAAAGUCCUCUGAUGAGACUUCCACUGAGGAAGAUGAGAUAAUGAAGGAGAAAUCAAAUAGCAGAGAACAAGAAGGAGUUGCUUCUUCUAUGGCAUUUGGAAAGAAUGUAAAAGACCUUCCAAGAGCAGCUGUCAGGAUCUUAAGCAACAUGACAUUCCUUUUUGUGAGUUUGUCAUACACAGCUGAGAGUGCCAUUGUCACUGCUUUUAUCACCUUCAUCCCCAAGUUCAUCGAAUCACAGUUUGGCAUCCCAGCUUCCAGUGCCAGCAUCUAUACUGGUGUGAUUAUUGUACCCAGCGCUGGUGUUGGUAUUGUGUUAGGAGGUUAUAUUAUAAAAAAGUUGAAACUUGGUGCCAGAGAAUCAGCAAAGCUAGCAAUGAUCUGCAGUGGUGUGUCCUUACUGUGUUUUUCAACACUCUUCAUUGUUGGAUGUGAAAGUAUUAACCUGGGUGGCAUAAAUAUUCCAUAUACAACAGGACCUUCCCUCACCAUGGCCCACAGGAAUCUGACAGGAAGCUGCAAUGUUAACUGUGGUUGUAAAAUCCAUGAGUAUGAACCAGUCUGUGGAUCAGAUGGAAUUACAUACUUUAACCCUUGUCUGGCUGGCUGUGCCAGUAGUGGUAAUCAUAGUAUGGGGGUUCGUAAUUAUACAGAAUGUGCCUGUGUUCAGAGCCGCCAAGUCAUCACUGCACCAACGGUGGGGCAGCGCAGUCAGCUCCGGAUGGUUAUUGUCAAAACCUAUCUCAAUGAGAAUGGCUACGCCGUGUCUGGAAAGUGCGAUCGGACCUGUAAUACCCUUAUUCCAUUCCUUGUUUUUCUUUUCAUUGUUACCCUCAUAACAGCAUGCGCCCAGCCAUCAGCCAUCAUAGUCACACUCAGAUCUGUGGAAGAAGGGGAGAGACCUUUUGCACUAGGAAUGCAGUUUGUUUUAUUACGAACACUUGCAUACAUUCCUACUCCAAUUUAUUUUGGAGCAGUUAUUGAUACCACCUGCAUGCUUUGGCAACAGGACUGUGGUGUGCAAGGCUCUUGUUGGGAAUAUGAUGUGACAUCAUUUCGUUUUGUCUAUUUCGGUUUGGCGGCUGGUCUCAAAUUUGUUGGAUUUAUUUUUAUUUUCCUGGCAUGGUACUCUAUAAAAUACAAAGAAAAACAGCUGCAGAGACAAAGGUGGAGGACAUCUCCUCUUCAUACUGUCUGUGAGACAGUUUGCCACACAGAUCCCCGUGAAAAUUAUUCUCGCACUAUAUCAUGCCCAACUUUCAACAACAGAGGGGAGCUCCAGGAAGAAAUGGGUCUUGGAAGAGGAAUCCAUUAUUCAGCACAGACAUACCCUGGGCCCUUUCCAGAAGCAAUAACUUCCUCAGCAGACCCUGAGUUGGAAGAAGCCACUGCUGCCAUGUAGCCCCCUUACCUGAAGGUUCAUAAUGGAAGACUUUGGUUUUGUUGGUUGGAUCGAAAAUGGCGCCUUGUGAAACACCCGUGCCUUCUUUUCUUUCUUUUUUAAACUCUAAAGACAUAAUCUAUGAACCAACAAAACUCAAUGCAAACAGCCAUUACUGAUUGCGAGUUGGAUACCUCAACGUGACUUAAGAGUCUUCUUUAUCCCCCUCUCCAGAAAAUGGAAUUUAAAGAUAGGUUAUAACUUCAGCUAUAUUAAUUUAAUGUUCAUGCUCCAAUCUAGUAUAAAUCAAAGGCUGAGAUAUUCUAAAUUGUUAAGCAGAAUUAUGAGAAGAGUAAUAGAGAUGCAUAUCAUUAAUAUAGACUUCAAACAAAUAAAGGUGAGAUGUAUCAUCAGGUUUGCAUUUACAAAUCAUAGUUUUUAGAUUAUAACUACUGUGAGUUCUGCUACAAAGCACAAGUGAAUUUGCCUAAACUAUGCAAUUUGAUUAGAAAUUUGUAUGUAUGGCAUGUUUUAUUUUUAUUUUUUUAGAGCCUUUGAUCCAGCUCCGUCUGGAAAGGAAGCUAAAAAAAAUUGUCCUCUUUUUCUUAAAGUACUAUUGAUAACUGUAAGCCAUAGAAGAGUUAGAUAUCAGGGAAAGUUUUCAGAAGCUUCAAAGACACCAUGGCAAAGCCCAAUAUAGCAGACACUUGAAUUCAGAGUAUGUGUUCUGUUUCAGCCUCCUCCAUUCUAAGGCUGGGAAAGAAGCUGCUGAAUCAUAAAUGCAGGGGCUUGGAAAUAAACUAAAACUAUAUCUCUUGUAAAAAAGAGCAAGGUGAAAAACUUUGACUCUGAGAACCUCCUGGCUGACUUCCUUUCUAGGAUAGUUGCUGGACAAAUUCAUUGGCUAAAAUCACAGUCAAGGCAGCUACAUUUGUGACUUUUAAAAUGAAAAUAGUGAGUUCCCUCCUCUUAGUUUUCCCCACCACCUACUCCUACAACCUACUAGGCAAUCAUUUCAACACUGUAGUUCCAAGUCUAAGUAAAAAUCUAAGUGUUCUAAGAAGGAAUCAUAGAUAUGUGUAGUCUUUGUUAAAGAAAAUUUCUUUGAAUUCUCCCUAUAUUAAAGUAUUAAAUCAAGACCGUUAUUCUUGGGAGUAAGAAAUCCUUUUGAAAUCAGUAGAAAUUAGAUGUGUGAAUUGGUACCAGUCAGUCAACCAACUUUCAAUUGAAAAUGAUUAAAAUGGAUGACUCUAUUUUCCUCAAUGUCAUCUCAUGAGAUCCUCUUACCAUCUUUAUUUCUUUCCUCUUUACUAUCUUGAACAUUGUAAGAUGGCCCUAAAGGGAGAGUUUUCUCCUUUUACAUCCAUUUUAUAUUUACCAUUAAAGAAUAUUUAUUGUGUCCCUUGGGCAUAGUUUUGUCAGAAAAUAAAGUUCCAUCAUGAUUGAUCAUAAAAUAUCUCCUAGUAACCAAUACCUAAAAUAUUUAUCCAUGCUAUAGAAUGAAUAGCAAGCAAAUUUGUAGGGCAUGGUAACUUGUGUGUGUGUGUGUGUGGGGGUUUAUUUUGUCUUCAGGGCUGGUGUAAGAAAUGGUCUCUCUACCAGGUAACUGUUUCCUAUAAUUGGAAAUGUGAGUUUGAGAAUUUUGCCUCCUGAUUUGGGAGUGAGAUUUACCACCAUUUAUUCCUAGUUGUAUUGACAGAGUAAUAUGAAAACCAUAUUUGCAUGUUCUUUAAUAGAUUGAUUUCUCUUUACUUUUAGUCAUGUUAGUUAUGUUUUUAUGGUGGUUGUCUAUAGAUUGUAGAGAAAUAGUUAUUGUUAAAAAUGAAAGAGUAUUUCUAAAGGAGAAAGCAAGGAAGAUUUUUGUCUAUUGACAUUCACAUAUAGCAGAUGGUAAAAUAAAUCUGUUUUUGCUUAUUUCAUAGGAUCAUCAGUUAAGGUUAGUAAAGACCUCAGAAGUCAUGUAGUGCAAGCCCCUUACUUUAGAGACAAGGGAACUGACACACCCAGAGAAGUGCUAAGUAAUUUUUACCAAGUUCACCUGGGCAGUAAGUUUCAGGACAGAAGUUGAAUCCAUGGCCUAUGAUUCAAUAGCAAUUCUUCUUUCAUCUGUACCACAAUGAAUGAAAUUUGUGAAUACCUCCCUAUUUUAGUUUCUUUCUGCCAUAUAGUUAAUGGAGUACAAUAGCUCCUUGUGGGGGAAAUAGAUAUUAACCAACAAAAUAAGCACUAGUAAAGAAGUUGCUCCUUCUGCACUCCCUGUCAAGUUUCUAAUUGGGCGAGAAGCUUCUUACCCUCAUAGUUUUUAAAACAGAAAUUGCUUCUGGUGAGGUUCAUGGACAUGAACAUACUAGGGUACUUGAAAUAAUUCAAGCCCUUAUUCUGAGAUAUUCAACUGUUUAUUUCUUUUUUAAAAAAAUUAUUUUAUUUAAAAAAACCCCAAUAAAAAUAGAAAAGAAAUACAAAACAAAAUAAAGGAGGACAUUGUCAUGUGCCCAGCAGAACAUCAGAGAUGAUUCAAAAUAUAUAACAACAAAUUACCCAACUGGUUCUUUCUAAGGAAAUAAAGGAGAUUCUCUGAAGUACACUGAAGAUUUGAUCAUGCUCAUUAUCAGAUUACUGCCUGAGAUUUUCCUAUAUUUAACCUGAAAGGGUGUGUAUGUAUGUGUGUGUGUAAAACUGAAGAUUAUAGUAUUCCUUAUGUCAUCCCAUCUUUCUUUCCUCUGGCCCCAGACUUGAUCAUGUUAACUGACUGCUUCUUCAACCAGUGACCUCAUUGGAAAGUACCAUUUGAUGAACUCCAUAUUGAUUUCUGGGACUUCAUUAAUAAUACACUUCCUACCUAUGGAUGGUUGUGGUCUUGAUGGUGGAUGUCCUUUAAGCCUUUUCUAUCUUUAAGAAAGUUGGGAUUAGUACUUCCCAGUAGGUCAUAUUACUAAGUGUCCAAUUCUUGAGUUUCCAGGUAUAGUCUAGUAAUGAAACUAAGUAUCCAUUAGUGAGAAGCCUUUAUGAACACAUAAGUUUUUAAUAAUUACCUCUCAAGUAGUGUCUGGAGGAGACUGCUUUCAAGGACUAUGCCUAUGUGUUUGUCUACCUGGGAUGUUUAUUUAAGACAUAAACAUACAUGUUUAUAAUCAUAUUUCAAAUGUACUUUCUUUAGUACUUUGUGUAGAACAUCCAAGAAAAACCCUAGAAGUAGGAAAAUGAUUAUUAAAAUUUUAAUUAUAUAUUUCACUAGAUUUUAAUGAUUAAUCUAUCUUAAUGAUCACUUAAGUAAGCAUCCUGCUAGAAUAAGUUUGUAGUGAUAUACCUCAAAUAUGUUUAUAUUCCAUACUGAGUAUGUAAACAACCUAUUUUAGGCAUUGAAAUGCAUUCUAAAUAAACUCCUGACAUUAAUUAAGCACAUGAAUUAAGCUGUACUUUGAUAAUUAACUUUGGAAUUGUGGAAAAAAAGUUUAAGCAAUUUUGUGUGUGAUCAUUUUGUCCAGAACAUUUUUGUUCCUCUGAGAUUUAGUAUUUCCAUCUACCAGUUCUUUGGUGUAUAUCAAUUUCAAGAAAAUUCUUAAUGAAACUUUUUUUGAAGAUUUGUCAAAAAUAUACACCAAAUCACCUACUUUCCUUGGCUACUAAUCAUAUUCCUAUACCUACAUAAUAAACUGUGGAGGUCAUGAGCAUAUCUUGUGUGAGUAACAAAACCUAAAAAGCAUUCAAGUGCCUCUUUUGACAAAAGGGCAGAUUAGUGAUUGACAAUGUAAGUCAAACUCUGCUUUCCAGGAUGGAUGAACUGAGGAUUUGAGUAUUUUACAGAGUUAAAUUCAGGUGUUUAAUGAUAUUUGUUACAGAAUAUUACACAUUUCCUUGGGUGGAUACACAAACCAACUGUAUAGGAAGUAGCAAGAUGAGGCAGAAAGAAUGCUAAAUCCUGUGUUCUCUCUGUGGCUUUACUAUUAAGAACUUGUGGGGGACCUUGGACAAGUCAGUUAGCCUGUUUGGGCCUCAUUUCUUUUUCUGUAAAAUGAAGGGGUUGUACUAAAUGACCUCUAAUGUCCUUUCCAACUUUAAAAAUAUCAUAUGUUCCUAUGCAAUAUGUAUUCUACAUUUUUUACUAUUUAUAUUGGGAUAGAUAUUUUUGAUUAAACUCUCUGGUGUAAAGCCUUACCUUUGUAAAGUGUUUACAUAGUGCAAAGUGUUUUUCCAUCCAUUGUUAUUUGCUCCUUACAACAAAAUUGGGAAGUCAAUGGAAGAGAUAUGAUACCUUAUUUUACAGAUGAGGAAACUGAGGCUUAGUGAUUAGUUACUUAGCCAAGGUCACAGGGCUAUUUAAUAGCAGGACCAGAAGUAGAACUCAGGUUUUCUUGUGACUCUUAAAGGCUCCUCCCCUUAUAUCAUGUUACUCUUCUAAGAGUCAACAACUAUCAUACUUUUCUAGUGAACAGUGUUCAUAUUUUAAAAAAUGUAAUUUCAUCAAUGUAUUUAUUUUUAUUAGUGCAUAAUGUGUGAAUUAGCUAAUGUAUGUAAAGUGCUUUCCAAACUUUGAAGAAUUAUAUAAAUUCUAGCUAUGAUUAAUUAUUAUAAUUAAUUGAGGCAAUAGAGCUGUGUAUUAGAGGAGAAGCAGCAAAUUCAGUAAGAUCUCAGUUCACAAUCCACACUUAGCAUUUGCUGGUUAAUUUACCAUAGGCAAAUAACUACCAUAGGCAAGUCAUUUAACUUCCAUAAGCCUCAGGAAAUUCCCUAAUAUUAAUAUUAGGUUGUCUACUACAUUACUAGAUGGAGUUUUUACACCAAUUAUGGGGAAAAUCUGAGCUCCAAGCUUGACCUAUUAUAUAAGUAGAGUGUGCUGUGAAUUAGCAUUUCUAGUCAUUGAGUAGAAAAUAGUUAAAAUUCAUUUUUUUAAUUGUCAGGAAAUGAGCAAUCUGACUAUGGGAAUUUCACUUCCACUUACUACCACACAAAGCAUGGGGGCGUCAUAAUAGCACAACUGCUCUGUAAUGAUAAUAAUACAAUAGAAUUCUAUAACUUGACUUCAUAAUAUAGGAUCUGAAGCUUGAGAAAAACUGGAAUCUGGUCCAAUUCCCUGGUUUUACAGAAGAGGAAAUCAAAGCUCAGUGCUUAAGUGCUUUUUCCUCAAGAGCACAUGGGAUGUAAAUAGCAGAUUUUAGAGUCAAGAUUAACUAAUUGAAAAUUUAGGACUCUUUCAAUCAUUCAAAUUUCGAUAUAAAUUCAUAUCAUAGCUCCCCAAAUAUAGCAAGUUCUACAUAAAACAAAACUGAUUUGACCUGGUUGCCAUAUCAAUAGGUAUUAACCCAGUUUUAAUACCAAAGUUCUCUAUUUACUACAUAGCAAUGAAUACAAAAAUAUUAACAUCAAUUUUAUUUUCCCUUUUCUAUUUCUUUGUUAUUUCAGUGAUUCUCAAACUUCAUUGGUCCAAAAAUCACCCUUGUGGAGAAUGAUCCAAUAUACGUAUCACUUGCUUUAGUGAUCAGGAAAAAACUUCUCCCAGAACAAAUGUAUAAAAUGACAAUGCUAAGAAGUGAUGUUUAAUAUAAAACUAGGCAUCAUAAGUAAUUUAUUCAUUUAUGCCUCAAUUCAGUUUAAAGACUAGAAUGUUACAGGAGUCCAAAGACCACUUUCAAGAAUCACAAUUUGAGAACUACUUUUCUAGUACCAAAUUUUGUGCUUUUCUGUGCCAAGAUGGACCCAGUCUUGGGAGGCAAUAGGCAGUUCAGGACCUACACUUCUGUUUACUCAAAAGAGAAUUUUUUAUGUGAGACGUAAAAGAAAGACAAAAAGCAAGACAAAAAAGAAAAAGAACCCUUUGGUUUCAGCUUGCAUUCUUCAGUAGAACCAGGAUAUCUUUUCUCCAUUCCUUCUUAUUUGUCAUCAAAGAAAUGAUCAGUUCCUACUGUGUCAUAAAUUAUCCAGACUUAAUAGUACUGCUUUAUCAUUUCUGGUAUCCCCUUCUGGAGAUGGGGAGCUUUGGUGAUUAUGCUUUGGUGUGUAUUUUCAACAAUGUAUAUACUACACAGACAUAUAAUGACCAUCAAUAACUUGCAUAAUUAUAUCCCAAAUAAUUUAAUCCCCUAACAGAUAGAUUUCAAAAUGCUGUUAAAACCCAGAUUUGCCUCAGACUUCAUUUGUCAUUAUCCAGACCAGUAGGGAGCCUUACACAUAUUUCCAUUAUGCAUUUCAUAACAACAGGCUGUGCAGAAUGGCCACUGGGCUAAAUGAAUAGGCUUUCAGAAUAGAAAUCAUCUGUAACAAUCAUUCUAAUUUUCUCUGUCUCAAACAAGGUCACUAAAUAUACUAUUUUUUUUUUAAGUUCAGGAAAGUUUUGUAUGUAUCUGAUGAUCUUUCAAAAUGGGGCUUGUUUUACUCAGUUCUAGGAAGGAUCAAUAUUCACUUCAGCCUUGUCUACAAUGUCCUUUCUCUCUUUUGCUUCUGGAACAUAAGAACUGCAUUGGUGCUACUGGUGUCCAAGGAUGUAUGUUCACCAUUAGCUAAUCCCACGGUAUUAUUCCCAGUAUUCCAGUGCUAAAUGACUGCAUGUGCUUAACUUUGGGAAAGCUGAAGUAUUUCCAGGGAAAGAAAUACUUUUCAUGCUCAUUAAUACAACUUACUCAACAUUUAACCUAUGGAGACUUUCUGCUGCAGAAAUGAACAGUGUGAUUGAAAAUACUUUUUCUACAAAAAACUCAGUGCUUUUUAUAUUCAUUUUAGCAAUUCUAAGCAGAUAUUAAGAGUAGUUUCAGAAAGAAAUAAAUAGUGACAUAGUUCAGGUUACCUAUUGUUAUUUUUUCUUGAAGAGAUCUAUACCAUUAAGGUGUUUUUAAUGAUGGGGUCUUGAAGGGUGAUGUUUUUCGUGGUGACCUAUGGUUUUUACUGGGUAGAAUGGAAGCAGAAAAUAUUCCUGGAAAGUAAAAUAAUUAUUGGGGCACAUUAAAUCAAAAAGUUGUACCAAAAAAAAUCAUUUGGAAUUUGUAUCAAAGAAUGAAACAUUAAAAAAAAAAAAAACUGGUUAAGAUUUUACAGUGGACAUUUUUCAUCCAAAGAAUACCUCUAUCAUGAACCCCAAUUAGGAGCAUGAAACAAGAACACUGGAUUCUAAUUAAUUUUUGAAAAAUGAUAUAUAGUGUCAAAUAAUUUGGCAUUAGAUCCUUAGUGGUGGUGGUGGUGAUGGUGUGUGUGUGUGUGUGUGUGUGUGUGUGUAUGUGUGUGUGUCCGUCCAUGUAGAUCUGUGUGUAUGCGUCUUUAUAGAAAUAUAUUUGUGAUGAGAGGCUGUUUUGAAUUGUUGCAUACAGAAGGCUCAUUUUGUGGUUUUUAAAAUUAUUAUUUAUUUGGAGAGCACUUAGGAUCAUUUAAUAUAUAUAUAUCACUUCGUGUUUAAUGAAAGCUACUGUCAAUGUACUUGUAAACGUUUGUUUAUAAUUUCUUGAAUACUUGAUGAUUGAAAAUAAAAAUUUAAAAAAGGAAUAAA